This is a messenger RNA of Bursaphelenchus okinawaensis, 3873 nucleotides long. The record is from the annotation of a GenBank genome assembly. NCBI's taxonomy places the organism in Eukaryota, Metazoa, Nematoda, Chromadorea, Rhabditida, Aphelenchoididae.
AUGGUUAUGAUCGACUAUGCUGAACAUUUCUGGGUAAGUUGACCGUUUUUGUUUGUAUUUAACAUUCUAGGGUGAUCGACAUAUUGGAUUUCACGUAUUGUACGAAAACAUAAAGAAAGGAGAAGAUAAUGUGCAAGAUUUGAGCAUUUUUGUUAAGGAAAGGAUAUCGCUGGAAGAGGAAACAUUGAAGUUUCUCCAGAAGAAUAUCAACAGAGUACGUUAUUUAUAUUGUUUACGUAUAGAAAAAGGAUUAAAACGGUGCAUGGUGGUUGUGUUUGGUGGAGUUUUAAGCGUUAUAGCAGCUUUUUGAAUCAACCAAGAAUUUUAGGUAAUAAUAUAUUGCUUUAGGUAAAUGGCUUUAUUGCUGGGAACGGUGCUUUUGUGGAGUCUUGGAAGUUGACAAAAGGAACAUUGGAGCUGUGUUCUGAAAUCCAGUCAAUGUUGGUGAAGAACUUGGGAGAGUUGUCUAAAGAAAUUGUAAAAUAUCAUGACGAACUCGUGAGAUCAAGGAAGAAACUCAAGGAACAGGACGUAAUUGAUGCUGUGAAUCUAAUGCAGACUACGACAACGUGUUUGCAAAAGGUAUCUUUAAUUCUUUGUGCUCUGUUUUCACGUAUUUUUGUAAUGUAUUUUUGGUCAAGCUUGAAACUUUAUGUUGUCAUUCGUUAUUGGAUGUUUAGGCGAAGGAAACCUAUUCUCAACGAUGUGGCGAAGUUUUGAACUUGAAAAAUGAAAACGCAGGUGCUAAAGAACUGUACAAAGCCAAGAGCAAGUUAACAAAGGCUUUUGACGAGUACAAGGGUUACGUGGACAAGUACCAGUCGGUCAGAGACAACUUCGAGGAGAAGAUGCUGAAGUCGACCAGAGCAUUUCAGUCUUUUGAUCAAGCAUAUUUGAAUCAGAUUAAGGCAUUUCUGAUCACGUUCGCCCGUCGUAUCGAUGAUUCUCAAAGCGCAAUCAGCCAAGUGACAACCGACUACAGACAGUCGAUCGAGAGGAUUGACAUAGAGAACAUCAUGCUGAGAUUUGUUGAGGAAAAGGGGACAGGAACGGAGCGACCUCGUAAGUGAAGUCACUUUUCUGUUUGUUGACUUGUAUUCUUCUUAAGAGUUGACAGAAGUAAUAUAAAAGAAUAUUGAUGUAUAAACUUAUGUGUCUAUUCAGAAGUCGUCAGGUGGAACGAGAACGACGAACUUCCAGCGGAAAUUGAUUUAGCCACACACCCAUUGGGCUCAGUGUCAGCUCCAUCGUCCUCCAACUCUUCAGCGAUUGUGUUCUCACCUCCAGAACACCCACCUCAACCUUCUGUGAACGACCUCCUUUCUCUAAACUCACAAUGGCAAUCUUCGGCUGUCUCGGUAAGAUAAUGUCCUCAGGGAAUACUCGAAACGUUUCAGAAGUCGGACACGGAUUCUGAAAAAGAGGACGGUCAGAGUUCGGGAGGCACGGCUUCUGUUGCACCACAAUUCUCGACAUGGUUGGGGCGCCAGAAAAUCACACAAUGGUAAGGCGAUCUAUCAUUAUCAUCUGGAAAUGAAUGAAAAAAGACGAGAAAGUCGUUUCAGGCGGAAGAAGCACGCAUCACACUCAAAUCUCACAACUAUCGCUAGUCAGGAAGCUGUUCCAUCCGACUACUCGUCUAGUUUCAACGAUAAAGGUACGUUUUGUAUGCUAAAAUACGGAAUAUUUAUUAAAUUCUAUAUCAAAUUCUGGUUUUGUUACAGAAAGUUUUAUUUACUUUAUGCCUGUUGCAGGGUCUUUCUUAAAAAAGUACAUCAAGUCAAAAGCCACAUCAGGAUCGGAUGUGCUACAAUCAGAGGAAAAUAUGGACAACAAAAACGACCAUAGUGGGAACGGCACGCCUGUGCCAAUGUUGGAUGCAGAAGGAUACACGCUUAAACCUGAAGAAGUGAAGACUGAUAGUCACGAUAAAUGGUCAAGUUGUUCCUCUGAUGAAGAUGAACUAGAGUUCCAGACUUCCAAGAUCAAAGGAUUACAGAUCAAGCCUUUAAAUGAAUCUAAAGCUACCAACAACAGUUCUGUAGACGAAAUAAGGAGCGCUGUCGGACAUAUUCACCUUCAAAGGUCUUCUACGUUGGACAAGGUAUAUUGAACUUAUAAAUGCUAACUAAAUUUGACUUUUUUUCAGUUUUGUUACUCUUUUAUCUUAAUUUUUGUUAUUUAGGACCCAUGGUGCCCUUCAGGAGCUCAGUCGCCGUUUUCUCAAAGUUUAAACACAACAUUGAAACCGAUAAGAACGGCCUUUACCGGAGACGACCAGAUGAAUAGAAAGUUUUCAGGUAAUUUGCAUCUUCAAAUUACAAAUCUUUGCAGAAUUCAAUUUUCCGACUGCACUUGGCCCUAUGGAUUUUUCACAGUCAACUACAGCAUCUUUUGGAAGUUCAAUUGCGAGAGCUAGGCCGCGAGGAAGCGUUUCUCAAACAGGUCUAGCUCCUGCAAUCCCAAACAGGGAUAGAAGGGUAGGUUUACGUUUUUUAGAAUCUAGUGUAAAGUUAAGAAUUGCAAACUUAUAUAUUCGUUUUUUGUUUUAGGACUCUUUCUUGCCCGAUGAUGAUUUUAAUAUUGGCCAUUCGAUAGGAUCGUUAGGAUCCUUGGCCAACUUGAGUCAAUGGCCGACGUCUGCUGACAAUUCAGUUCAGAACACUGGCUCUCCGUUAAGCUUCAACGAAUCCCAAACUGCUACACGGCAGACUAAAAUACCGAUCGCCAUGGGAAUGAACGAGUUUAUUCAUUCGUGGUUCAAAAAUUCUGGGUCAGUUUAUAGUUGUUGCUUAUUUUUAACGUUAAUUAAUUUUUUUUCUUUAUUCAUUUUAUAUCAGUUAUUGCAAAUCUUUACCUAUGUCAACGUUGUGUAACGAUUCAAUGUUAACCUUAGUGGUUUAGGCCAACAGUCCGAGUGUUUGGAACAGUGAUGGUAUCGUUUCCCGGAUCGUUCCUGUCCCAAUUAGAAGACCCUACGGAUGCUCGAGAACCUCUCAAAUUCACCAUCAGAAAUGCUAAUCAGAUUAAAUCUGUCCAUCCUAACAAGAAACUGCUCCCUGACUGUAGCCUACCUCAAUUACCUAACGAUUCCUUAGCUCUCACCGUGGACAAGCCCGCUUUGUCAUCAUGGUUACAAGAACAGCGACAAGCAAAACCAAACGCCUCCUUCUACAAUGUUGAUGUAGGUGUUUACACAACUCUAAGUAUUAUUAAUUUAGUUAAUAAGAUACGAACUAGUGGACGGAUAUGAAGCGCCAUUAUUGGUACAUGCAUAUUGGAAGACUGAUGCUAAACAAACUGAUAUAAGGAUUGACUAUGAAUUAAAUCCUAGUGAGAAGACGCUUCAGAAUCCGCUGAUCAACAUCCAGUUCGAUACGAAUGUCACUGGUGAAAUCGACAGUUUACAAUCAGAUCCUGAAGCCAAGUUGUAAGACUUUUAAGGUUUAUUCUGGUACACAUUUAAAAUUAACUUAAUCACGACAAACUCCAGCUGAGUAAAAUAAUUAAUCAAGUUUUUGUUUCAGAAAUAAUGAAUACUUAACUUGGACAUUCACGGAGCUUUCUCGACACGGUGGAUCGUCAGGAUCGCUUAAGGCAAGGAUAAAGUUGAAAACAGGCCCAUCAACUCCUCGAAACACACAUAUCCAGUUCCAGGUAAGCAGAUAUGCAUCUACAAUUUUCGUAUUUACACAUUCCAUAUUAUUAUAUUGAUUAGCAAUUAGACCUUUACUAAUAUUGUAAUUGUAGACUUCGAACACGACCGCAUCAAACGCCCAAAUCAACCUAGACAGCGACUCUGGGUACCAGCUGAGUCUAGUCAGACGGAAGGUAGUGUCAGGCAAAUACUUCUGUGAACCCGAACUGAGAUGA